AUGUAUAAUUCUGCUAUUUAUCCUUCAUAAUAAAAUGUGAGAGGAAAUUCAUAUCAAACAUCAAAUAAAUAAUAGUUUAAUGAUCAAUACUAAAAUUAAAGAAAUCAAAUGAUGUAUUAGAGAUUAACAUAAACAUAAACAUAAACAUAAAGUUAUCAAGUAGAAUAACUUUAAGAUUAAGCUUAAAUAUAGUAUUAUAUUUUUGAAGAUUUUUAAAAUUUGAUUAACCUCCUCUAUUCAUUAUAAACAGUAUCUGAAUACUUUAAGAAUGAUCCAAAUAAUGAAAUAGUAACUUUGUGUAGAAAUAAAGUAAUUUCUUAACUAAAUAUAUCAAAUUUAAUUCACUAUGAUAUAUAAUAAAAUUACAAAGAUCCAAAAUAUUAAUAAUUAAUAAAAAGGGAGAAAUAGAAAGUGAAGGAAAUUAUCUCACAAUUACCAUAUCCUAUUCAAAAUUCCAAAUAUUUAAAUUUAUAUUACAAGAAUAGUUUAUCUGACUACAUAAAAUGCGAUUAAUAACAACUUGAAAAGAUUAAUAUAGCUCCUAAUUUCAAUCAACAAGUUGUUUCUUAAAUCUUUUCUUCAAUGUAACUUAUUGACAGAAAUAUUGGUCAAAUAAAAUAACAGAAUUACUAUCCCAUCCCUACAAAAAAUGAUAUCUUAGCCAAAGCAAAGUAUAAUUAUUAAUAUAUAUAGGUAAUAUGAAAUGUUGACAUAAUCCAAAUUAGAAUCUAACUUUCCUAAAAUGUAGUAAUUCUAAUCAUAAAUAUAUGAUAAUGAGAAGUAAUUAUAUUCCACAUCAUCAUUCGAAAGGAAUUAAUCAUGGAAAAAUUCUCCUCAAAAAUUCUAAUCACAAAUCAUACCUUAACCUAAAUAAUAAAGAUAUUCAUCUAAUUAACAUUAUCAAUAUGAUAAAUAAAAAAGUAAUUUUAUAGGGGGCUAUAAAAAUUUAGGUAAUUAUUGA
Paramecium pentaurelia is the source of this 961-nucleotide messenger RNA. The record is from the annotation of a GenBank genome assembly. NCBI's taxonomy places the organism in Eukaryota, Ciliophora, Oligohymenophorea, Peniculida, Parameciidae.